AUGACUACUAUUGAAACGAUACAAAAGGUCGCUUUGGGCCCAUACCAAAGACAUAGGCAACUUUCCAUGAAUGAAGCAGAAAUGUUAUCAUUAGAAGUGAUAAGUUUGCUUUGUGAUUCUUAUUGUGCUGAUGAGACAACUUUAAAAUAUACAGCUAAAUUAAUUACUCCAGAUAUUUAUAUGAAUUUAAUUGAUGAAAGAAACUUGAACAAAAGAUGUGGAUAUCCAUUAUGUAAUAAAUCUCCAGAAAGACUUAGAGAUCCUUUCAGUAUAGAUGAAGUAACUAAGAAAUUUCUUUGGGAAAAUAAUCCUUACGCUUAUUUGUCUAGAUUUUGUUCUAAAUUCCAUUUUAGAUGUUCUCAAUUUUAUCAAUUACAAUUGAGUAAUGAAGCUUUGUUUUCAAGAACUGGCAUUCAUUUGAUUAAUAAUCAUAUAUACGAUAAGGAUGGUGAAGAUAUAAUAACGUCAUUCAAUUCUCCUAUAAAUGAACGGUAUAAUGUGGUUCUAUUUGAGGAAUUUCUUCGAGAAAAGGCUACAGAGGAAGAUAUAAAAUCAUUGGUUGCUGGUUUAAAGAAAUUAGGACUUCAAGGCGAAACUAAUGAGACGAAGACAGAUGAUCAUCAUGAGGAUUUGCAAUGGGAACAAGAUCUUUCUAAAUGGCUUUCAGAAAUUAAAAUCGUUGAGAUCGAGAAACCAAAUCUUUUAGGUGACUUCCAAAAAGAAGAAGAAGAAGACUAA
Messenger RNA from Naumovozyma dairenensis CBS 421, 738 nucleotides. It is a transcript of the gene RTR1, whose product is annotated as RNA polymerase II subunit B1 CTD phosphatase RTR1. The transcript has a single exon. Lineage: Eukaryota; Fungi; Ascomycota; Saccharomycetes; Saccharomycetales; Saccharomycetaceae. Gene Ontology annotation, cellular component: cytoplasm; nucleus. The record is from RefSeq and is a predicted model, not a curated record. Bases 1 to 738 code for a protein of 245 amino acids. Gene Ontology annotation, molecular function: RNA polymerase II CTD heptapeptide repeat phosphatase activity; RNA polymerase core enzyme binding.